Molecule: messenger RNA, 2176 nt
Organism: Ectocarpus siliculosus
Lineage: Eukaryota; Phaeophyceae; Ectocarpales; Ectocarpaceae
Source: the annotation of a GenBank genome assembly
AUGAUGGAGUCUUGCCUCGCGGACGUGCAGGAGCCGCCGGGAUACUUGCUUUCGGUGGCUGGCGUGGUGUUCGCGUCUCUGCUGGCCGUGACCCUUUCUUCUUGGAGAAGAGACGCAGCGAAGAAUAAGGCGCGGGAUGCGCGGGCCCUGAGCGACGAAGCUGCGGCUGCUGCCAAGAGACGGGAGGCGAAAACGUACCCGGAGGUCACGAUGGACGCGGUCCACAAGCACUGCAAAGCGAAUGAUGCUUGGGUCGUCAUCGGGGACGGUGUCUACGACGUGGGCAAGUGGGCUCCGCACCACCCGGGAGGAGAGCGCAACAUCGUCGACAUCUCCGGCAGAGACGUAACGGAUGUGUUCGAGGCGUUUCACCGUGAGCCGCGGCACCGACAGAAGCUCGAGGGUUUCCGGAUCGGCACGCUGGUGGGGUAUACGCCUUCACCGCUCGUGCAGGACUUCAGGGCCCUCGGGCAGGAGAUUGAGGACGAGGGGCUGUUCGAGAUCGAUCCAUGGUUUUUCAUCAAGAGAUACAUCGUUCUGCUGCCGAUCCUAGCGCUUGGCGCCUACAUCGUUAUCACGUAUCGCGACUGCACGGGAAUACAGCUCUGUGGGGCUGGUCUCGUGGGUUUCUAUUGGCAGCAACUGGCGUUCUUAGGCCACGAUGCCGGGCACCGCAGCCACACUGCUGACCGGGCCUCGGACGACUUCACGGCGUACUGCCUUAUCCUUCCCCUUCUCGGGAUCGGGCCUCAAUGGUGGAUUGACUCGCACAACAUCCACCACGUCGUGUGCAACGAUGUACACUGCGACCCGGACAUCCAGCAUCUCCCGUUCAUGGCGAUUUCGCCCAAGUUCUUCGCCUCGUUGUACUCGGUGUACCACGACAAGAUCAUGAUCUACGACUUCCUUGGUCGGUGCCUUGUGUCCGUGCAGCACCUUCUUUUCUACCCCCUCAUGUGCUUGAGCCGAACCUUCCUGUACGUCCAGUCCAUUGUGUUCGUUCUCGCCAAGGCCAGGGCCAAGAAGAGGGUGCACGAGCUGCUCUCGUACGUUAUCUUCUUCUGCUGGAACGCCUACCUUUGCAGCCACUUGCAGGGUGCUUGGCCACGGGCUUCCUACUUCUUGGUAUCCCACGCGGUGUCGGGUAUCCUGCACGUCCAGAUCACGCUCAGCCACUUCUCGAUGGACGUCACGGAGCAGCCGCAGUACCGCAACGACGAGGAAGGGUGGGUGGUGACGCAGCUCAACACGACGUUGGACGUGGACUGCUACCGGUGGAUGGACUGGUUCCACGGAGGGCUCCAGUUCCAGACGCUGCACCACCUCUUCCCGAAGCUGCCGAGGUAUAACCUGAGAACGGUCCAGUCGCGCGUCGCCGCUUUGGCCGAGAAGCACGGCCUCACCUACCACCUGUACCCCUUCCUGCAGGCGAACAUCAAGACCUACCUGGCGAUGAGGGAGACGGCCCGGCAGGCCUGGACUAAACCGAACUUCAAGUUUACGGAUUCGAUGCUCUACGAAGGAGCUUCAUUGGUGGGGUAGAGUGGUCGCGCGGCUAGUGCUCCAAGAUUAUUCGAUCGGUAUGUAUUUCAAGGAGCGUCACUAGGGUAUCAGUUGACAGUUCGACUAACAGUCCAGAGGGGGGGUCUUGGUUAGAGCAGGGGAUGAGAUACCGUGAGGAAGUUACCGGAUUGUUUUCUCGAACUUUGUUUUUAGAUAUCGCUCUGCAACGCCCGUCGCGUCGCGUUUUGGGCAUUGGAACAGGAUCGACGCCGCGCUUUCGACAGCGUUCGCGUUUCUUUCAGAUCGCGCAAAUUUUGGCUUCAUGAUUUACUCGUCUGUUUUGGCAAACGAUUUGUGUCGAACCGGGCAUGGCCUUCUCACUAAUUUUCUAAAAAAAUGCAUAGUGUCGUGUGUUCUGUUUGGUGUAGUGAUUUUCUUCUGGCAUGUCACAGAUCGGUGUUGGGUUCUUUGUUGUUGUUUUUCCAUAUUUUCGAUUUGCCUCUGUGUAAGUCAUUAACUAGCUUCGAUCGUGCAAAAAUUCCCGCUGACCUUGUGAAAAGACAUCAGGUAGAGAGGUUAGUCUUCCAGGAGUGCGCUAUAUUAUAGGACCCGGUUUUGUCAGCUACGCCUCUUUCGUGGCACGUGCGUGCUUCAUCGCUAGUCGUUCUAGUGU